CCAACCAUCCAGAACACCGGUUAGCAUUGCACGUCGUGGUAAUCGGUGUUCGGGCAUACGUAACACGUGGCCCAACCAUCUCCGUCGACGAAGAUUCACAAUCUCAUCAACUGAUUUACCAUAAUUCCCUAAUACCCUACGUCUAACCUCACUAUUACUUACCCGGUGAUCCCAACAGAUGCAAGUAAUAUUUCUAAGGCAUCUGUGGUCAAAUACUAGUAGCUUACGACUAUCUUUCAGAUUUAAGCAACUGGAUAGUUUGCAAAUAUCGCUGGUGUAUGCUUAAGAAAACUGGUAAUAUCUCGUGACUACGAUUAAACGGAUUUCUGGGACAAAUUAUUUAGUAUACUUUGUGUUACUGGGAUAUUUCAUAUUAAUCUACAAAUCAUAACUAAAUCAGACGACAAAUCUACUCAUUACCUGAUAUUCCCUUAAGCAGGUUGCGGUCAUUAACUCGUACAUUUCGAACAUCUUUCUGUUUCGUACUUGUUUAUCUUGAUUUCCUACCUUCAUUUUUACUCCUAUUGUGCCUUUAUUUUCACGUAAUUUGAGUUGUGAUAUCUUGAAUCAAUGCAUCAAUCACCCAUUUAGUAUGUUGCUGACCUUCAUGCAGGAUUAAGGGUACUACUGAACUGUUAAAUCCGAAGUGACCAGAUUGCGAUGUGAAUAUUUGACCUAGUAUUUGAGGGUUCUUUGACUUUUGGCUUACAGUACUGAAUAUCUUUAACCAGUAAGCAAACAUUAUGCAUCGGUAAGGUUUUCUUAGUAAUUUACGUAUUUUCCUCGUGAUCCAAUGAAGCGGUACUCGGAACGAACCCACUGAUUGUAAAACGAGUCCUCGAAUUAUUUAUAAGAGCAGUGGCUGUGUAUUCAAAGCGAUCCAAUUUUAACUAGUAGUUCCUAACUUCUUAAUUUCGGGACAACCAAAUAUUACCAGUAGCCGCCACUUAAAACAUUUUAUCGAAAUUCUAGUAGACGAGCAUAUUUUCAUUUCUAGGUUAAAUCUAAAAACCAAACAUUUAUUACAGAAGUCAGCAAAAUGGUUGGUCACAGUCAAAUAAAUGUUGGGUAAAAAUCAAUGUAUUUAUUGAAUAUAUUCUAAUAAGGUUCCAAUAAAUAUGCGAUUGAUAGCAUAGCUUGCAUCAUAUUGAGGUUUCUAUUUCCAAGUUGCUAAAUAAACAAAAUUAGAUUGUCUUUUACGGAUUCAAAACUACAAACCUGAAAAUAAUGGAUAUUAUUUUUCUGGUCUAAACAGUUCUAGAAACCAUUAAAUCUAACCUAAAUGUGAAUAUUUACAAACUAACUUAUAAAAACUGUAUAUUAUUUACCAUGUUCUGUUAAUGAUUCAAACAUGGUGUUUACUCACAAAUUAAUCUUUAUUGUUUUUAUCUGGUUUUCUUUUCAGUCUCCCAUGCUUUCAACUGAAUCUUCACUAUAUGAAAGGUUGUAGUUGUAAUGAAUAAGAGUACACGAAACCGACCUUUACUUGCCUUUUGCCAUUGUUCACCUCUUAGCCGUUGCCCAUAUUCCAGGUCUGUUUGUGUAUCGUCAACAGGAUGUUUUCAUUCAUUGCAUUUGGAUUUAUCACUAACAUAUGUGGAUGAUGAGUCGUAUGGGUGUUUUUCAAAUAAUACGAAUCAGGUUGACUUACUCUGCCGAAAUUCAAAAGUUGGUAGACAAUUAUUAUAUUGUUGUUCUCCAGAUGAUGGGGAUUUUUGCAAUCGGAACUCGAGUUUGCUAGAAUUAAUCAGUCCUAUCCGAAUGAAUGCUCAUGCAUUUACAUGGAAAUCUAUUUUGACAGCAGUGUUGUUCCCUACCUUUGCACUGUUUUGUGGGCUUCUAGCGAUCAUGCUUUUUUGGAAGUGCUUUUUAAAAAACGAAUAGAAAACUACGAUCGCUAUGUCAAUGAACUUAGCUACAAACGUCCCAGCUUCACUACAGAUGUCUACAAUUAUCUAGUAAAACUCAAUGAAGAACAGUUUUCGAAUCGUAAGUUAUCAUCUUAUGUCUCACCCGGAAUGGGAAAUAAUCUUUCUUCAAAAAUUUGCAUAAUCCUGAUCCUUCGUGUGGACUUAUUAGCUGCACUAGUGGAAGUGGGAGCGGUCUUCCGUUCCUUGUUCAGAGAACUGUAGCACGUCAUAUUAGAUUGACAAUGUGUAUAGGGAAAGGACGAUUUGGUGAAGUUUGGAAAGCUACAUGUCAAGGUGAAACCGUUGCUGUUAAGAUUUUUCUAGUCGUGAUGAAGCCAGCUGGGCUCGUGAAACAGAAGUUUACAACACUGGUUUAUUGCGUCAUCCUAAUCUCCUGGCGUAUUAUGCUAGCGACAUGAUAUCAAGAGGUGGAUGCACUCAGCUCUGGUUAAUUACAGCUUAUCACGCUAACGGAUCUUUACAUGACUUCAUCAGUCACAGAUCAUUAAAACUACAGGAUGGUUUGCGUCUGGCCAGCUCCAUUGCAGCAGGCUUGGCGUUUUUGCAUACAGAAAUAAAAGGAUUACAUGCUAAGCCUUCUAUUGCACACCGUGAUCUCAAAUCGAAGAAUGUUCUUGUUAUGAGUGAUAUGACUGCAUGUAUAGCUGACUUGGGUCUUGCCCUUGUGAAUUUACAAAGUCUCCCAGUCGGACAAGCCUUCCUCAAUUUAUCUUCCUCAAUGCUAUCUAGUGGUGUUAUGUCUAGCGGUAUAACUCAGUCAGACAGAUUGUGCAGUGGACUUUCUGGUCCUUCUUCUUUAGGUCCUCCUCCUGCCGGACCUAGGGUUGGUACUAAACGUUACAUGGCACCUGAGUUACUUAUGGCGAUUGAUAUAGCACACACAUCAUCUAACUGCGGCAACAAUACGUCAUGUAUAACUAAUGAAAGUAUUGAUAGUCCAAACAGAAGUCACCAUUUGCCAUUUGAAGUUUACCAAGCUGCAGAUAUUUAUGCGAUGGCCCUAGUGUUUUGGGAAUUAGCACGAUGCACUCAGGGAAUAACAUCUGAUUUUGUUGAAGGAUAUCAGAUACCAUUCUACGACAUGGUCCCUCCUGAUCCAACCUUCUCACAGAUGAGGGAUAUUGUUUGUGGCAAUAGUUUGACCAUAAGUGAUCAAACAAACCAAUUGAACAGGAAUAACUCAAGUAUAAACACUAAAUCCCCCAAGACAAGUCCAGAUUACGACAAUGUUCAUUGUAGGCCUCGCAUCUACCAGCGUUGGUUAGAUGACACCUAUCUAUCCUGCUAUGCACAGGUGAUACAAGAAUGUUGGCAUGAUGAUUGGUCUGUACGCCUUUCUGCUCUUCGUGUUCGUAAACGUCUGGGACAGAUCGAAGAUGCAGUUAGGCAAUCAUUGGUCAGAAAAAGAGGAGAGAACAUUCCUUCUAAUGUAAAUGAGUUAUCAGUACUCCUGACCGAGGACCCAGAAACUUUGGCUUGAUUUUCACAUUUUCUGAUAUAUCGAAGCUUAUCUUUGAAAUUUGCAUUUAAUUUUAGUGUUGUAACUUCCUAAAUAUUUUCACUUAAUAGGUAAUUUAAUAAUUCAAAUGCUUUUCUGAUUUUUGAUGCCUAAGAUAGAUGAUUGUAGAUAUAUAGGUUUAACUGUUGGGUAAUAAUUUUGUGCAAGAAACUUCUGAUGCUUUAGGUCGGUGCCAAACUUGGCACAUUAGUACAGUAGCUACUGGAUUGAUUUUGACAAAUAUAUUUUUUCUGUUGUUUAGAAUAUUGAAGACAGCAAGAACAAAGAUCUAAAAUAUUUACUAUGUACCGUUUAUAUGUAAGUAGGCCUGUGAUCUAUCUUAUCACCCUUCUAUAAAUGUACCGAACAAACAGUUAUCGAAUCUCACCGAAAUACCCGAUACUAGAAGGGUCAUAUUUUUGCAUAAAGUAUAUGUUUAUUAAAUAUUAAUUAGUAAGUGUAUAUUUAACGGUAAGACGUUACGUUAAUGGGUUGAACGCUACUAUUGUUUAGGACUUGAAAAACAUUGUACCCCUCCAUGUAAUUGGUUUCCUUCAUAAAUCUAACCAAAGCAAGGGCGUUAGUGUUUGGAUCCUGUUAUUGGGCGAAAUAGCAAAACGUUUAGCCGUUAUACGCCAAUUCUAUAUGAGUACACUAAUUACCGCUUUUAAUGCUAAACCACCAAUAACCAAGUUAUUGUAGACAGGGUAGACGAAGCCGAUUCGGCCAUUCAAGUUAAAUUUAUUUUGGCAGAAUGUCUUUCUAGUGGUAAUCCUUUUACAUUCACCAAAGCGCUUGGUGUUUUAUUUCUUUACAAAUGAGUUUUGUUGAGAAAAUCCACCAACAGCUAUAACACAGGAAGAACUAGUUCAGUAAGACAGUUGAGUACUACAGGGAUAGAAAUACACGUUUAUCGAACGGCUACUACCUGGUAAAUAUGAAAACAGUAAAAGAUGCCACAUAUUACUAGAGCAUCACCAAAUGAUAAGCUUCAGAAAUAACACAAGAAGGCUAUCAGUCAUAAUUUCGAAAAAGCACCCGUGAAAUUAAUCUUGGUGUGGGGUUAUUGUGAGCUUAGUGCAAUAAAUGACUUUUCCCAGCCUCGUUAAUCGCCAGGAUAAGCCUUUUGAUGGGUCAAGUGGGAUUGAUGAGAAAAGACAUUCGACCACACUAAGUAUAGGAGGACAUCUAGUGUGUAAAAUUGAUCCCACUUGUUGACUGCUUCACAUUGUGUUAAUUAACUGUAAUUCUAGUCUGUGCUCGCUUAACUCGGCGAGUGUUGUAGGAGUAGGCUGGAAGAAAGUUAUGGGCGGCCAAACCAAAACAUGACAUCGGACCAUGGAGACA
Schistosoma haematobium is the source of this 4776-nucleotide messenger RNA. RefSeq names its product Serine/threonine-protein kinase receptor R3. Gene Ontology annotation, biological process: BMP signaling pathway; dorsal/ventral pattern formation; protein phosphorylation. Gene Ontology annotation, cellular component: signaling receptor complex; plasma membrane. Lineage: Eukaryota; Metazoa; Platyhelminthes; Trematoda; Strigeidida; Schistosomatidae. Gene Ontology annotation, molecular function: SMAD binding; ATP binding; transforming growth factor beta receptor activity, type I. The record is from RefSeq and is a predicted model, not a curated record. The transcript is spliced from 2 exons. Bases 2326 to 3411 code for a protein of 361 amino acids.